Molecule: messenger RNA, 3322 nt
Organism: Melanaphis sacchari
Lineage: Eukaryota; Metazoa; Arthropoda; Insecta; Hemiptera; Aphididae
Gene: SMC5
Product: structural maintenance of chromosomes protein 5
Exons: 20
Coding region: 79-3213 (1044 amino acids)
Biological process (GO): double-strand break repair via homologous recombination
Cellular component (GO): Smc5-Smc6 complex
Molecular function (GO): ATP hydrolysis activity; ATP binding
Source: RefSeq, a predicted model, not a curated record
GUAUUUUACUAUUUUUUAUUAGUACGUCAAGUGUUAAAUAUUUAUUCUUCCGUAUUUUUCUAUUAAUUAAUCAUUACAAUGGAAAACAUCGCAUCAACUUCCCAAAAUGGCGAUGAUUCAAGAGUUGCAAUCAAAAAACGCAAAGUUGAUCACAAAGUCGAAGGUUCGAUUGUUAAAGUGGUACUUAAGAAUUUCAUGACUUUUACUGAUGUUGUGUAUACUCCACAUUCAAAACUGAAUUUAAUAAUUGGACCCAAUGGAUCUGGAAAAUCGUCGAUUGUUACAGCUCUCAUACUGGGAUUUGGUGGUAAUCCAAAGGACAUUAAUAGAGGAGACAAAGUUAGUCAAUUUGUAAAACUAGGUAAAUCUGCAGCAGAGAUUUCUAUAGAACUUUAUAAGAGAUCAGAUCAAAAUGUGAAUUUAAAAAGGACAAUAUAUGCCAGCAAUGAUACUUGUAACUAUUAUGUCAACAAUGCCUUAGUCACAAAAAAAAAAUACACUGAUGUUGUUGAGAGCUUUAAUAUAAAAGUGCAUAACUUAUGUCAGUUUUUACCACAAGACAGAUUAGAAGAUUUUUCAAAAUUAGAUUCUAAAGGUUUAUUGAUUAAUGCUUUACAAAGUAUUGAAAAUAAAGACUUAUUGAACAAUUUCGAAAAGUUAAAAUCUCUUGCUAGUAGCAUGACUACAUAUGAUGUCGAUAAAAAGAAUUUACAAGAUAGAAUUAAAUCAGAGGUUGCUGUAAAUCUAAAGCUAGAAACAAUUGUCAGUACAUUCACCGAAAAAAAAUCAUUAGAAGAACAAUUAUUAGUUGUGAUACAGAAGAGAUGUUGGACCUUAUAUGUAUUGGCUUGGCAACAGAUUUCUGGUGAAAAAAAAAAAUUUGAAGAAUCAAAGAAGCAUAAUAAUGUUGCCUUGAGUCUUAUCAAUCAACAAAGAGAAAAAAUAAAAAAUAAAAAAUUAGGGGAAAAUAAUUUGAAAAAUGUCAUUCUUCAGAAUGCAAAUGCAGUAAUUAAGUUAGUAGAAAAACUUAAUAAUCAAGUCGGAGCUGUUGAAUGCCAUUUAUCUGAUAUAAAUGAAUUUAAAAAAAAUGUUAAAAAAAGGUCAAUAAAAGUUGAAGACCUUACAGAGUCCAUAUCAUCUAUAGAAGAGAAGUUACAGAGUAUAAAAAAUGAAACAUUAAAUGUUGAAGAGUGUAAAAUGGAACUUACCGAAAUAAAUAAAAACAUCAAAAAUAUUGAAUUAAAUAUUUAUCCUAUGAGGAGUAACUUAGAGAGUGUUAAAAACAAAUUGAAAGGUCUAACUGAAAAAAUGUAUGCUAUCGAUCAAGAACUUGAACGUGAAAAAAGAAAAGAAGAUGGCAAAAAUCAAUUACUGCAAAGAAAGUUUCCAGAAAUAUGGAAAGCAAUAAAAUGGCUAAGAAACUGUGACAAGUUAACAAUUUUUCGUGGACAAGUAUUUGAACCAUUAUUCACUCAGAUUGAACUUCAUGACCAAAAAAAUGCUAAGUAUAUAGAAAACAUUAUCAAUUAUCGUGAUAUGAUUGCAUUUGUUUUUGAGUAUGGAGAAGAUAUGACAAUAUUUAAUAAAAUAGUAAAACAAGAACAUUGGAAAAAAAUAAAUUCAAUCUCAGCUCCUCCUGCCCAUAUUAACAUUAAUGAGCUACCAAAUUAUGAUAUAAAUAGUUUAAGACAAUUUGGAUUCUAUACGUAUGCAUUAGAUAUGAUACAAGCUCCAUCUGUUAUACGGAGAUAUCUAGCUAAAAAUUAUGACAUGCAAAAUAUACCUAUUGGUUCCAAGGAAGUUAUUAAUAAUCUGCAGAGGUUACCCAGUAAUAUUGGGUUCUUUUUUGCAGGUAACGAUCAAGUUCAUAUAAAAACUUCAAACUAUACAGGAGAAAAAAUCACACGACAAACACAAAUAUCAAAUGAGUCACAAUUUUUGCUAUUUUCUGUAGACUCAAAUUUGAUUAAAUCGCUUACUGUCAAGAAAGAAGAAGUUAGAGUAAAUUGUGAACAUUUUGAAAAACAACAAAUUGAAUUAAAUAAUCAGCUCAGAAUCACUGAAGACAGUCGUCAGCCUUUUAUUGCUAGGAAAAAAGAAAUACAAGGAAAUUUUAUGAAAUUUCAAAAUAGACAACAAGCUUAUGAUAAAAUAAUAAAAGAUGUGGAGUUUAAAAAAUGUGAACUUAAAACAGAAAAAGAAAUGUUGAUUAAAUUAUCAAGCCAAAAUUUGCAAUUAAUCAAUAAGUAUUUUGAUUCAAUGAAUGGAGUUAUUGAGACGAUGGACAAUUAUUCAAUAAGCAUAAAUGAUUUGAUUGCUUCAACUUCUAUUGUUAGAAAUUGUUGCGUUGAUAUGAAAGAAGAAAACAAAGUUUUAAAGCAAUUAAAAAAACUCUAUGAAACUAACUUGAACAAUUUCAAUGUUUACCUGAAGUACAUACAAAAGUUGGAAUCAGAAUUCAAGAAAAUAUUAGAUGUUGCUUUACAUUGGUCUAGAGGAUUGUCUCCAUAUGAUAAAACUUUAUUUUUAACCAUGAAGAGAAAAUUAGACGCUAUAGAACAGGAAGACAUUGACGAUUUAGAUGAAUUAAUUGUUGAGAAAAAAGCCAAACUCAACUGCCUUCACACUGAUCAAAAUGCUCCUCAAUUAAUAACAGAAUACAAGGAACGUAAAAUAAAAAUAAAAAAUCUAGAAAAGACAUUGGAAAAUUUAAAUCAGAGUGCUCAUACCAAAGAAUAUGAAAUUGAAAGAUUAUACUCUGAAUGGUUUCCAAAAAUACAAGAACUUAAAAAUUUAUUAUGUGUUAAUUUCCAAAAGUUUCUCUUAUCGUUUGGUUGUAGUGGUGUAAUUGAAUUAGACGUUGGUGUGACGAGGUACGAUUUUCAAGCAUAUGGGCUAUUGAUAAAGGUGCAAUUUCGGAAUGAUAUUCCUUCGUUGAGACUAUUAGACGCCAAAUGCCAAAGUGGUGGUGAACGUGCACUGACAACAGCGAUAUUUUUGUUGUGUCUCCAAGAAGUUACACAUUUUCCAUUUAGAAUUGUUGAUGAAAUUAAUCAGGGCAUGGAUAAAGUCUAUGAAAGGAAAUUGAUGGAAUUGUUCAUGGAGUUAUUUGAAGAUAGGCACAAUCAGUAUUUUGUAGUUACACCAAAGUUGAUCACGAAUCUCACAUUUAAAAAUACUACAGUGGAUAUUAUAUUUUGUAUCGAUAAAUAAAGAAUUGAACAUGACCAUUGGAAACUUUUUUUUAUCCUAUCACUUAAACGAAUGACUCAAUAUUAUAUCAAAUUUUGUAAGUUCUUUUACUAUUAAAUAUUAAGAUUAU